GCGUUUUUGCAAAAUAUCUUUGGCGUUUUAGACGACAUUUUCAAAGAAAGUUAACAUUUUUUCGGCGAAUGUUGCUAAUGGGACCACUUGAGGAUUAAUAAAUUUAUCAUCUAAUGUCUCUAUUUUACUCUAAGAACUCAGAUAAAACAGCAAAAAAUCCAUCUGUUCAUAUUACAUUACCAAUAUGUUGUCAUAUAUGUCUUGGCAAGGUAAAAGAUCCUGUAUUAUGUUCUAACAACCAUGUUUUUUGCAAGUUUUGCUUAGAUGAAUGGCUAAAAAACAGCGAGAUUUGUCCAGCCUGCAGAACCUCUAUAAAUGAAGAAAAACCAUAUAAAAAAAUUUUAGGUAGUCUUGAAGACUCAUCUAACAUCAAUAUGAAUGACCCUUCUAUCAGAACUCAUAUGAGGCGGACAAGAAUGAAAAUGAUUUUUGAAGAGUUUCAGAGUGACAUGGAUUGCCUUGAAGAAAGAUUAGGAAUUAUGACAAAAGAAAAUGAGACAUUAAAAGAAAUUAAUGCAGAUUUAUGCAAAAGAAUAAAUGAAAAGGAAGAAAAAUCAAACAAUAUAUGCAAAGAAACUGAAGAAAUAUCCACUAUUUUGAAACUAUCCAGCAAACUUCAACAAAUGAUAAUUGCUAAUGAAGAGCUUUCAAGAUCAAAUGUUGAGCUUAAAAAGGAGUUACAAACUAUAAAUAGUGAAAGAGAAUCAAUGAUGAAAGAAAUAAAAAGGUUACAAGAAGACUCCAACUUCAAUUCAUCACCACACAAGUACAAUAAAUAUGCAAUGGUGGCACUACAGACCAAAAAUGAUAACUAUGAACGCGAAAUUCAACAGUGGAUGAAAGCACUCAAAAAUGCGGAUAAUAUUAUAGAGGAGCUUACAAUUGAUUUGGAAAAAUAUAAAAAUAUGAAACGUAUGAAUGCACCUAUAGGAACUGAUUUACUUGCAUCUCAAGAAGAUUUCGGAAACGGUUUAAGGAGUUAUCCCUCGUGUCUUGAACAUAGUAGAGUAACAAGUCCUCAGGAAAUAAUUGAUAAUCCUCAAGUACGAGAUGAAAUUGGUGGCGACAACAAUUCAUCUUCUUCAUACCUUUAUCCCGCGUGUUCGAAACUUGUUGAAUUAACAAAAGCACAUCGCUUACAAGAUAAUAAUUUUUCUUCUGUACGCAAUUUGUUUCCAGAAUCCACUCGCCGCGUAAGCCGUAUAGAUUUAGUUACUGAUCAAAAUUUUGUUACUGAUCGAUCGAAAUCAUGCAACUUAAGCAGUAUUAGAAUCGAUGACAAUCAGUCGAAUAUUGUUUCUGCUAGUCGUAACUCAGAAUUUAUUGACGCACAUAGUUUUUCUUCUAAAAAUUCUUUAAUUUCAGAUAACGAUAGCUCUCCGCUCAAAAAGGUCAAAGUUGAAGGCGAUACAUGAUUCUUAUUACUUAUUGUAAAUAUUUGAGACCACUUAAGAAAUUAUUUAAAAUAUUAUAUGAGAUAUAAA
Molecule: messenger RNA, 1484 nt
Organism: Hydra vulgaris (swiftwater hydra)
Lineage: Eukaryota; Metazoa; Cnidaria; Hydrozoa; Anthoathecata; Hydridae
Product: ORC ubiquitin ligase 1
Biological process (GO): protein monoubiquitination; regulation of DNA replication
Molecular function (GO): metal ion binding; ubiquitin-protein transferase activity
Source: RefSeq, a predicted model, not a curated record